This is a messenger RNA of Punica granatum (pomegranate), 1119 nucleotides long. The record is from RefSeq and is a predicted model, not a curated record. Lineage: Eukaryota; Viridiplantae; Streptophyta; Magnoliopsida; Myrtales; Lythraceae.
AUGGGUAAGAAUUAUGAUGAAGCAAGUGCUUUGAUAGAAGAGAUGGCCUCCAGUGCACAUAAUUGGCAGAAUGAAAGAAGUAAAUCAAGAGUGGCAUCAGUCAAUGACAUGGACACUAUUGCUAAUUUGACAACCCAGAUUUCAGCUCUCACUACCCAGAAUCAACAAGCCACUAUUCGAAACCUAGAGGGUCAGAUUAGUCAGAUUUCUCAGCAAUUGAGUAAUAGACCAUCAGGGUCUUUACCCAGCAACACUGAAGAGAACCCCAAGGGUGUCAAUGCUAUAAUGCUGAGGAGUGGCAAGGAAUUGGAAAUAGUCAAUAGAAAAGCUCAAACUCAGGAGGAGAGUCCGGAGAAAGACAAAGGUAAGCAAAAGGUGGAGGAACCAAGGCAGAAGUCACUAGGGGUGAACCAAGCACUCCAGCAGAUGCCUUCAUAUGCUAGAUUCAUGAAGGAUCUGCUCACUAAAAAGAGGAAGUUUGAUGGGAGUGAGCCUGUGAUGCUUACAGGAGAGAAACUUGGACUUGGAGAAUGCAAGAAAACUCAUAUUACCUUGCAACUUGCUGACAGGAGUAUCAAAUAUCCAAAGGGUAUUGUUGAGAAUGUCCUGGUGAAGGUAGACAAAUUCAUAUUUCCAGUCGACUUCAUAGUCUUGGAGAUGGAGGAGGACAGAGAGGUGCCCAUGAUCCUUGGCAGACCGUUCCUUGCGACAGGUAAAGCAUUAAUAGAUGUGGAACAAGGUGUGGAUACAAUGGAAUCAGUCCUUAGGGAUCUGGACGAUUGGAGUGAUGAUGAUGAGCAUGAGGAAGAAUCUGUGGAGAAGGUAUCAGAAAUCAAGGCUCGCUACUAUGAGGAGCUGGGCACUAGUGCGACAAAACCAGUAUCAUCUUUGACACAGUCCCCGGUGCUAGAACUUAAACCAUUGCCUAGCCAUUUAAAAUAUGCCUAUCUUGGAAUAGAUGAUACUUUGCCAAUAAUUAUCUCUUCUUCCUUGACAGGUGAUCAGGAGCAACAGCUCCUAAGCGUGCUGAGAGCACAAGGAGGCAAUAGGAUGGACUAUUGCAGAUAUCAAAGGGAUCAGCCCUUUGAUUUGCACUCACAGGAUAAUGUUGGAAGCUGA